AUGCCCUUGCUGUGGCUGAGAGGACUGCUGCUGGCCAGCUGCUGGCUGGCACUGAGGGGCUCGCCCACGCCGGGACCCGAGGGCCACGGCGCAGCCCCCGCCUGCCCGUCCUGCGCGCUGGCCGCGCUCCCGAAGGACGCCCCCAACUCUGAGCCCGACAUGGUGGAGGCCGUCAAAAAGCACAUCCUCAACAUGCUGCACCUGAAGAAGAGGCCCGAUGUCACCCAGCCCGUGCCCAAGGCGGCGCUUCUCAACGCCAUCCGCAAGCUUCAUGUGGGCAAGGUGGGGGAGGACGGGUACGUGGAGAUCGAGGACGACAUCGGCAGGCGGGCAGAAAUGAAUGAACUCAUGGAGCAGACCUCGGAGAUCAUCACGUUCGCAGAGUCAGGCACAGCCAGGAAGACGUUGCACUUUGAAAUUUCCAAGGAAGGCAGUGACCUGUCGGUGGUGGAGCGUGCAGAAAUCUGGCUCUUCCUAAAAGUGCCCAAGACCAACAGGACCAGGACCAAAGUCACCAUCCGCCUCUACCAGCAGCAGAAGCACCCCCAGGGCAGCUUGGACGCUGGGGAGGAGGCGGAGGAGGUGGGCCUGAAGGGAGAGAGGAGUGAACUGCUGCUGUCUGAAAAGGUGGUGGAUGCCCGGAAGAGCACGUGGCACGUCUUCCCUGUCUCCAGCAGCAUCCAGCGGUUGCUGGACCAGGGCAGGAGCUCCCUGGACGUCCGGAUUGCCUGUGAGCAGUGCCCUGAGAGUGGGGCCAGCCUGGUGCUCCUGGGCAAGAGGAAGAAGAAGGAGGAGGAGGGGGACGGGAAGAAGAAGGAUGGAGGUGACGGAGGGGUGGCAGGAGACGAGGAGAAAGAGCAGUCGCACAGGCCUUUCCUCAUGCUGCAGGCGCGACAGGCUGAGGACCACCCUCACCGCCGGCGCCGGCGGGGCCUGGAGUGCGAUGGCAAGGUCAACAUCUGCUGCAAGAAACACUUCUUCGUUAGCUUCAAGGACAUCGGCUGGAAUGACUGGAUCAUCGCUCCCUCUGGCUACCAUGCCAACUACUGCGAGGGGGAGUGCCCGAGCCACAUAGCGGGCACGUCCGGGUCCUCACUGUCCUUCCACUCGACGGUCAUCAACCACUACCGCAUGCGGGGUCACAGCCCCUUCGCCAACCUCAAAUCGUGCUGUGUGCCCACCAAGCUGAGACCCAUGUCCAUGCUGUACUACGAUGACAGUCAGAACAUCAUCAAAAAGGACAUUCAGAACAUGAUCGUGGAGGAGUGUGGCUGCUCGUAG
Molecule: messenger RNA, 1281 nt
Organism: Cynocephalus volans (Philippine flying lemur)
Lineage: Eukaryota; Metazoa; Chordata; Mammalia; Dermoptera; Cynocephalidae
Gene: INHBA
Product: inhibin subunit beta A
Exons: 2
Coding region: 1-1281 (426 amino acids)
Cellular component (GO): extracellular region
Molecular function (GO): cytokine activity; growth factor activity; hormone activity
Source: RefSeq, a predicted model, not a curated record